Molecule: messenger RNA, 783 nt
Organism: Schizophyllum commune H4-8
Lineage: Eukaryota; Fungi; Basidiomycota; Agaricomycetes; Agaricales; Schizophyllaceae
Exons: 5
Coding region: 56-673 (205 amino acids)
Biological process (GO): mycotoxin biosynthetic process
Source: RefSeq, a predicted model, not a curated record
GUCAAGGUCCAGUCCUGCAAGGACGGACUUCAAGCGCUAACUCGGUACUGCCCCAAUGACCAGGGCAUGGCCGGGGAUAGCUCCAGCAAACCACAUACUCGAGGAUGAGCUCGUAGUCUUCCGCGCAGGAAGUGAGCACAAAACCCUGUAUCAGCAGCUCACGGAUGAAGCGGACGAAGCUUGGGAAGAUCUUUACACUCCGUCAAUCUUCAUGAUACCGCGCGACGUGGCCACGCGCCUCCCCAACCGAACCCAUCCUGUCACGCGCGACGCCCCGGAGGGCAACUACCUCGCCCAUCUCGACGUUUUCCAUCAAAUCCACUGUUUGAAUUACCUCCGCAUGAGCCUCAGCCCUGAGCGGUACAAGCCCCUCAUCCGACCAGACCUGCUCGAGUACGAGCACCUCAGCCACUGCGUGGACUCCAUCAGGCAAUCGUUGAUGUGCUCUGCUGACGUCUCCGUGAACGUCUGGCAGUGGUCCGAGCAUUAUCAAGCUGUUGCCGGCCGUGUCAAUGUCGCGCAUUCCUGCCGGAACUUCAACAAGAUCAAGGACUGGGUGCGCGAGCGGCUCGCGCCCGAGAUGCCCUUCAACGAGUUCGAGCACGUGGAGAAUGAUUUGCCUCACCCACCCGUCUUCCACUCGGCGCAAGAGUACCUCGACCUCGUAGGCUAGAUCGAUGAUAGGAGAUAUGCUUCGUUCUCCACUCUACAUGCUUGUGCGUCAAGCUGCAUGUACUGACCUCGGAUGUGUACCCCGAAGCACCGCGCGGGAUUUGCCGUGUG